AUGUCCAAUGGGAAGAUAGCCGCCUGUGUUGGGCUGGGCGUGGGCGCAGUGCUUAUCAUACAAGGUGGAGACCCGCUGGACUCAGCAGGCAACGGGUCCCCGAUAUGGAGAGACACGGGGCUGCUCGGUGCUCCAGCGCGGGCUGUGGUCUGUAUCAUUGCCGGAGUUUCCCUCCUCGCCAUGGGCUGGCUCUACAGGCUGCUCUUCUGUCCCCUGGAACGGUCCAAGGCGCUCGAGGAUGUGGGGUACAUCGCCGAGGACGGUCGCUCCAGAGCCCAGGCUGCAAACGAGGUCCGCCGCAGGAGGAAGACCGGAGAGCUGCCUCCAGUUUAUCCGAACGGCUGGUACCGAGUGCUGGACUCACACCUGCUGGAGAGAGGCGAGGUCAAAAAUGUCUCAGUUCUAGGUGAGCAGGUGGCAGUGUUUCGAGGCCAGGAUGGGAAGGCCUAUGUGGUGGAUGCCUACUGCCCUCACCUGGGUGCCAACCUGGCUGUGGGAGGACGGGUGGUGGGAAGCUGUAUAGAGUGCCCGUUUCACGGAUGGCAGUUUCGUGGGGACGAUGGCAAAUGUGUGAGGAUCCCCUACGCAGAAAAAGUGCCAGAGUUUGCCAGGGUGCGCUGCUGGCCCAGCUGCGAGGUCAACGGCCACGUCCUGGUGUGGUUUCACUGUGAUGGAGAAGAUCCUCAGUGGAAGGUGCCAGAGCAGCAGGAGAUCACAAAGGGAGAGUGGGUCUACCGGGGGAGAACUGAACAUUUUGUCAACGCUCACAUACAGGAGAUUCCUGAAAAUGCAGCAGACAUCGCUCACCUCAAUCACCUGCACACGCCGGGCAUCGUCAGCGGCGUAGAUCUGCGCUACACCAACAGCAAAAUCUGGGAAUUUGUGCGACAUGACUGGAAGGUUCAAUGGGAACCGGAGUCAGAGCCCAACAAGCAUUGUUCUCAGAUGCUGGUGAAACACUCUCUGACUGUGUUCGGACACCACUGGUCUCUGCUGGAUGUUCACGUUGUGGCCAGACAGGUGGGUCCAGGCGUGGUGUUUCUGCUGUUUGACCACAGUUUCCUGGGCCGUGGUGUAAUCAUGCACUGUGUGACUCCAGUGGAGCCUCUGCUGCAGUGCGUCUCGCACACCAUCUUCUAUCAGUCUAACAUCCCGCCUCUGGUGCCCAAGUUCAUCCUCAGUGCAGAGUGUGUUCAGUUUGAGCGGGAUGUAAUGAUCUGGAACAAUAAGAAGUACAUCUCCAAGCCACUUCUCGUGAAGGAAGACUCAGCCAUCCAGAAGCACAGGCGGUGGUUCAGUCAGUUCUACAGCGAGAACAGCCCGCGGCUGCGAUACCAGCACGACACUUUAGACUUUUGA
Molecule: messenger RNA, 1359 nt
Organism: Seriola dumerili (greater amberjack)
Lineage: Eukaryota; Metazoa; Chordata; Actinopteri; Carangiformes; Carangidae
Product: cholesterol 7-desaturase-like
Exons: 7
Coding region: 1-1359 (452 amino acids)
Biological process (GO): cholesterol metabolic process; chlorophyll biosynthetic process
Cellular component (GO): chloroplast
Molecular function (GO): 2 iron, 2 sulfur cluster binding; chlorophyllide a oxygenase activity
Source: RefSeq, a predicted model, not a curated record